AUGGUUUUAAUAACAAUCAUCAGAGUUUUAUUCACUGAUAUACCAUUUUAUCUAUGGUUAAAUUAAUUAAGUGAAAAUCAUUUCCCAAGGAUACCUUCUGAAUGGAAACUGAUAAAUCCAUAUUCAUCUAAUUAAUAUAUCAAUUGUGCUGGAAAAGAUGUGUAUGGAGGAUUCAAUAUAUUUUUUGGAAGUUCUCAAAUUAUUGGAAAUUUCUUUAAUUUUCCAAUUCACACUCACAUGAGAGUUAAUUUUACAAUAUAUUACAUUGAUUCAUGGGAUAAUCACACACUAACACUUUAAUUAGACAAUAAUUAUUACUUUUAUAGCAAAGAUUAUUAUACAGAAAGGUACGAUCUUUGUGGUUCAUCAUUAUGGAAGGAUGACUUUGAAUAGGUUUCAAUAGUAUAAUUACAUAAAGACAAUUCAUUGACUGUUAGUAUGAGAGUAAAUUUAGAUCAAGCACCAGAUGAUGGUAAAAUGACUAUAACUUAUCUUAGAAUCUUAUGGUUUUAGAGAAUUCACUAUUGAACUAAAUGUAUAUUAUAAUUGUGCAGAAUUUUAUACUGAAUGCAACUUCUAAGGAUAAGUUAUUAAAAUCUGCAAUAGAUAACCUAAUUUAACAAGAAGUUCUUAACCUACUUAAAUUAAAUCUGUAAGAGUACCAGUCAGAGGAAGAGUUAUUCUUUAAAGUAUUAAUUAUGGGAAAUUAGAGUUAACUGAGGACUUAAAUUGCAUCAAUGAAUUUACUGUAAAAAUAUAUUAUUUCAAUAGUUCCCAAAAUAUAUUCCAUGA
Molecule: messenger RNA, 792 nt
Organism: Paramecium sonneborni
Lineage: Eukaryota; Ciliophora; Oligohymenophorea; Peniculida; Parameciidae
Source: the annotation of a GenBank genome assembly